Molecule: messenger RNA, 1727 nt
Organism: Fusarium redolens
Lineage: Eukaryota; Fungi; Ascomycota; Sordariomycetes; Hypocreales; Nectriaceae
Exons: 3
Coding region: 134-1699 (521 amino acids)
Biological process (GO): protein phosphorylation
Molecular function (GO): protein kinase activity; ATP binding
Source: RefSeq, a predicted model, not a curated record
CACGCUCCGUGUGCAAUAAAACUACCAAUAAGUCACAAGUUGUACAGUUGAGGCCUUCUGUUAAAGCAGCAUCUUAGCGUCGCUCUUAGGUUGCACCGGCUAUUUAGGAAGUGGAGCUAUCCCCAAAAGCAGCAUGUCCGGGCCCGAACUGGGUCUGGCCAUUUGGGCAGCUGUCGAUCUUGGAUUAAAGUGGGGGAAUAAACUUAUUGUGCUGUGCCAUUCGAUUAAAAAUGCCCCCAAGGAACUUACUGAAAGAGUCAUCCGAGUUGAAACCUGUUCGGUGCGUAUCAGCCAGCAGAUGGAACAUACCAGGCACGUAGUUGCCGCCAUGGAGCCAGCACACCAAGAACUACAUCUUCAUACCUUGGAGGUAGUAUCGGGCCGGUUACAGGCUGUUUACCAAGAAUUAUCAGCUUUCUCCCGGCUCUUGAAACCGAUCAGCUCCACAAGCGACGACAAAACAAAGACUUCUCAACGAUCAUUGGCAAUGAACAGAACCCUGUACGCUCUGAAGAAGAAAGGAAUAGAUGAAUCAAUAAGCGAGCUGGAGAAAUGGCAGUCAACAUUUGACAUAUCGUGGCUGCUGAUCCUGAAAACGGCGGAACAGGGCAUGAGUACUACCAACGAGACCGAGGCAACAAUGCAAUCGCCGUCCAAUGUCCCAGGAAAACUAACCGGAAGGCCUCUCUUCAUGGCUGAGACGGGGAGAGCUGUGUUUCUUCGCCCAGAGGGAGUUGAUAUGUCGAGUGCUUGUAAAAUUGCGUAUUGCGAGUCGCAGUUCCUAACAAGAGGUUCAGAAGGUCUCGUUCUCGACUCACUAGUAUGUUCUCAACCCUCGACAGCUAGUCGAUCCUUGGCAACGAAAGAUGUAAAGAGCCUCGCUCAGAAACUUCACGCAUAUGAAGGGCCAGGCUUUGGGCUAUUCAAAUGCAAAGGAGUUCUGAAACAAGGUUCUGGAGAGUUGAACACGAACCAGCUGAAUUUUACGUUCGUCUUCCAGGUCCCAAGGCAUCUCCAGGAACCGCGCAGCAUGCGUGAUUUUCUAUUGAGCCAGGAACGCCCACACUCCCUUUCUGAUAUUAUUCGGAUAGGCCGGGAACUUGCCAAGGCAGUCAGCUAUGUACAUCUUCUCGAUUUCGUGCAUAAAAACAUCCGUCCAGAGUCCAUACUUCUUCCACGACAUACAGAAACAAACGAGUUAGUUGCAUAUUUGGUAGGCUUCCAGAAGUUCAGAAAGGAUGGAGGCAUGACAAGUCGACUUGGAACUUCAGAUUGGGAACAGUCUUUGUACUGCCAUCCGAGGAGAUAUGGCAAGAAGCCAGAAGACGCUUAUAUCAUGCAGCACGAUAUCUACAGUCUUGGGGUCUGUUUGCUGGAAAUUGGCCUCUGGGAAUCCUUCAUUACAUAUACGGAGACGGGCCAGGUAAUCCCGUCGGCAUUGAUAGAGAGCUAUCUGUCCUCCGAUGCGAUCUCAGGAAUCGAGACUCUGAAGAACCGUCUGGUAACGCUAGCACGAACCAAACUGCCCGGACGAACCGGAAGUAAAUACGCCGAAAUUGUAGAGACAUGCUUGACAUGUCUUGAUGAGGGUAAUGCCGACUUUGGAGAUGAAUCUGAGUUCUUGGACACAGAUGGCAUCUUAGUAGGUGUCCGAUAUAUUGAAAAGGUAGUCACUAAGCUAGAUUUAUUAAAUAUAUAGUUUAAAACUUAAAUCUAAUAAUAUGCCC